Molecule: messenger RNA, 630 nt
Organism: Leptosia nina
Lineage: Eukaryota; Metazoa; Arthropoda; Insecta; Lepidoptera; Pieridae
Source: the annotation of a GenBank genome assembly
AUGGAGACCACAUUAAGGGAAAAUUCAGAAUUGCCAAGAAGUGAUUCAACGACUUCAAACCAACUGUUUGUGGCUGAUAAUUUAGACUUGCCAGAUGAUACAUUUCGUAUGAAUUUAGAUUGUUUAAAUGAUAUCGGUGAAAAUGUUACAAUUGGGGAUAGGGAUUCUUCAAUUGAGACACCUGCGACACCUAUUUCGCUACCACAAAACAAAUCUUCCAUUACCGAACCUUCAAUUUCAAAUGAGUCACCGAUCGUUGACACGCCUAAAUGUCUAGAAGAAGUUAACCGCUGUAAACAAAUUAAUUUAUUUAAACAAUCACUCGCCGGAAGAGAAAACGAUGGAUUCGUAAAGCCAUCGCCAAUUGCUGAAGUUAUGUCACCAGCUAAAAUGUUACAAUUUGAAAUUGACAUCAGAAGUAGUGCUACUCCUACUAUGAAACGAGCUGCUAUUGACUUCAAUUUCUUUAACGAGAACACGUUCGAAGAAUAUUUUAAGGAUGACAAUGAAUCUAACGUAAAAGAAACAGGGGUAGUCUACAAAGAGACGCCUGUCAUAGUGAAGGCUAAUACUGUUCGACACGAAAUAGGAUACGGUAAGUUUAUUCGAAAGGUGAUUUAUAAAUACUGA